AUGGCUGACGGUGGCGUAGUGCAAGAGCAACCAGCUCUGAACGAGUGCGUACACUUAUUGCACAAAAGACAACAUAUUAUCCAAGAUGAUCAGCCUGUACCUCAAAGUGCUUGGUAUCUGGGUCUAUUAUCAACGCUUUACUCAUAUUGUUCUAACAUGUGCCGGCUAUUUAGCGGUCCCUGGCUUGCAGUAUUUGGUGGUAAACUGGAAGCGUUAGCGCAUUGCCUUUGUCUACCUUGCAUUGUAGUAGCGCAGGCCGGAAACGAACAACGGGGAGAUUUCAGACAAUCUGGUAGCGUGUAUCUAUACUUAUUUCUCAGUAUAACUGUGGUUAUUAAUUUAGUUGUCCCUCUAAGGACUAUCGCUGUUCAUGAAGCUGAGAAUAUACAACUAUAUUUCGUGCUUGGAUGCAUAGUGCUGGCGAUGGUGGAGAUGCUUUAUCUGUUGUUAUAUACACGAGAGACUCUUUUUUAUCGCGAUUGGAACUUCCGUGCGGGCUAUCCACCCGAAGCUUUGAUGCGGGUCUUUUAUCAAGGCGGUUUAUAUCUUUUUGGAUUCUCGAGUUUCGGUUAUAGUUUAUGCAAUGCGUAUUACAAUAUAACUUGUGGUAAACAAGUCGUAGCCACAGUAAACAUUAUGAAAGCGCUAUACAUUGUUGUACAAACAUUAUUCCUUAACAAAUUCUACAAAGUUAGAAUUCCAGAUGACACUCGUGGAAUACGCGUUGUCUUGGCGCAUCUUUUAGGAACGAAUUUAGCAUUGUGGUUUUGGACUCUGUGUUCUGAUGAAGUGGGCAAGUUGGAAGUGUGCUCCUACCCCAUCGUUCCAAUUAGAAAUACCGAGAAAUAUUUUUCGCCGCUUUUCGUAGAAUAUUUGUUGAUAGCAGCCAGUUUGUUUUACCAAAUAUGGCAAGAUUUGUUACCGAUUCAUUCGUUCGCAGAGCCACACUGCCGAACGUGUGUUUGUCAAAUUAACGCGGAAAACGUUGAUGCGGAUCAACGGCGUGACGAAGGCCGUGAUGCGGACGGAAUAAGAGCGGGUAUCUCUAGAAACUUGGGACUUGGUAUCGUCGUAGGUUGUUGCUUUGGCGUUGUGUUUUUACUUUUGGUCAUUGCGUCAGCCACCAUCGGUGAGACAUACCAACUAUAUCACGUGGCAUAUUCAAGCGGAAUUAUAACCCUCUACCUUACACAAAUUUUUGCAUGUUACAUUAUUUUGUUGUCUGCACAGUCAUUUGCUUGGGAUGCGCAGAGAACUUCACUGGACCACGAUGAUGCUUUGCUGUACAUUUCGCUUGUCGGUAGUCUUCUGUGGGAGGGAUUUCAUCUGUACAGCUUGGUGCUAAUCGAGAUUAACCCAAGUAUUGAACCCGAAUCACUUCCUAACGUUCGCCACAUAGACAUCGCCGCAGACACUCUCGCCGUGCUGCAAGUUGUAUUUCAAACGACUACACUGAUAAAGCUUCGCCGACAUGAGCCGACACAAGGUCGGAAAUCGACGUGGAUCAGUCAAUGUCUUCUAUUCUUGCUGACCACCAACGUCAGCUUGUGGAUUGAAAUUUCAUUUUUUAUUGAAAUUAUCAUUACAACGCCCGGAGAGGAGUACACUUCGAUUCAGAGAAAUUUAAAACCCAUUGGAUACAUUGUACAUCCGUUGAAUAUAUUUUUUAGAUUUCAUUCCGCCGUUUGUUGCUACAUCGCCUGGUCGAUUUUUAGAACUUGAAUGAUUUUUUAGAACUUGAAUGAUUUUUUAAGACUGCUAUUUUUUUUAAAAUUUUUUGAAUUGAAUUGAAUUUAUAAUCCAUCUUUGGGAUUAAAUAAUUCAACAAUGGAUAUAGAUUAAGUAAUAAUAGAAUAAGAUUAAUAAGUACUAGUUAAAACAUGAGCAGCCAAUCUUUAUCUGAGAUACAAACUCAAGCCGAAGGCGAGAGUUUGUAUAUCAGAUAACGAUCGGAUGCGAAAUGCUGAAAAAACGAUACUGAAAAAACGACCCAUCUUAUGAGUUCAUUGGCGAAGUAAUUUUAAAAAUAAACAUUGUCUAAGCCAACAAAAUCAAAGCUGAAGUUUAUGUAAAUCAGGACAAAUCUUUAUCCAAUUUACA
Molecule: messenger RNA, 2100 nt
Organism: Paramuricea clavata
Lineage: Eukaryota; Metazoa; Cnidaria; Anthozoa; Malacalcyonacea; Plexauridae
Source: the annotation of a GenBank genome assembly